AUGGAUUUUGAAGGGCAAGUGUAAAAAAAAAGUGUGUGUUUUGUUUUCAAACUAUCGUAAUAAACAUUGUGUAAAUAAUCGAUUGCGUGGAAAAGUUAUAUUAUGAUGACAUGGAGCUGAUCUGAUGCUGGAGCUGGAAGGUGUUUUUGUUUGAUUGAGGAGUACCUUCUCUGGCCCUAAAGCAAGCUAAAAAGCCAGUUUGAAAGAAAGUUAUAUAGGAAUACGGCAUACAAAACAGAGAUGGACCCUGCUCUGGCUGUGGAGCAUGCAGCUCUCUCUCGCCAGAAGACCAUGAAUGAUGCACUGGAUAUCGGAGACUCUCCUGUGCAGCGGUUCUAUGAAGGGAAGACUAUAUUCAUCACUGGAGGAUCUGGCUUCCUUGGGAAACAACUCAUUGAGAAGCUGUUCAGGGCGUGCAAUAUCCACAAAAUGUUUGUUUUGCUCAGACCGAAGAAAGGAAAAGAGAUAGGAGAGAGACUGCAGGAGAUGUUUAAAGACCCGGUUUUUGACAUGGUUAAGGAGCGAAAGCCGUUGUUUGCUGAAAGGAUUGUCCCAAUAGAAGGGGACGUGUCGGAAUUGAAGCUUGGACUUAGCGAGAAAAACUGGAAUAUUAUCACCAAGGAGACUGAAGUUAUUUUCCACAUGGCAGCUACGACACGUUUUGAUGAGCCUGUCAAUGUGGCGACCAUGAUUAAUAUUCGAGGAACCAGGGAAGCGAUACUACUUGGCAAAGAAUGUCAGAAGAUCAAGUCCUUCGUAUAUGUAUCCACGACGUACACAAACGCGACGGACUCCAACCUUCACACGGAGGUGCUGGAGAAGUUCUACCCGAGCCCCGUGGAUCCGGACCUGAUGAUCCUGAUGGCGGAGACCAUGGAACCAGAGAGACUGAACGCCAUAGAGGCGCAGCUUAUUAAAGGCUACAAAAACACGUACACAUUCGCGAAGGCUGUCGCGGAGGACAUUGUCAAGACACUAUCAGGGGACCUGCCUAUUUGCAUCGUCAGACCUGCAGUAGUAAUAUCAUCGUAUAGAGAACCUAUGCCUGGUUGGACAGACAUGAGCUGUACAUACGGAGCCAGUGGGAUGAUCUUAGGUCCAGCGACAGGACUCAUCCACGCCACCUACACAAACAACAGCGCAGCAUACAGUUUAGUACCGGUUGACUACGUGAACAAUGCCGUACUAGUGGCAGGGUACCACACUGGCACUAAAACUGACAAGGAUAUCAAGAUUUAUGCCGUCUCAAGUGCUAGGCAAAUGUUCGUCUGGCGUCCAGUCUAUACAAAACUAAGAGAGCUUGGAAGAGUUCUGCCCAGUCCUUUGGCCGUCUGGUACGUGUACACAGUAAACACUGGAAACAAACACUUGUUUCUAUUACUAACAUGGCUGCUGCACUUCAUCCCUGGGUUAAUAAUGGACGCAGCUUGUUUACUCAUUAGAAAACCGCCUAUGUUCACAAAAAUAUAUAGGAAAGUCUACAAAUCGUCACUGGCACUCUCAUAUUUCACGACGCACACUUGGGUUUUUGAUGACGCGAACGCUGAUAAACUGUACCUAAGUUUGACACCAAAUGACAAACUGAUAUUCAAUUUUGACACAACAAAUAUUGAUCAAAUGGAAUACGUUACUUUAUGGUGCGUUGGUAUUCGCAAGUAUUUGAUCAAAGAUGGUAUUAAGAACACAAAUUACGCGAUCAGAAAGCAGUUCUGGUUGCACAAAUUGCAUUGUUUGGCUACGAUAAUAUAUGUUUAUUUUAUUUUUAAGUUUUUGAGUAUUGUUAGCUAUUUUAUUUUGAGUAUUUUUAGUUGA
Molecule: messenger RNA, 1812 nt
Organism: Trichoplusia ni (cabbage looper)
Lineage: Eukaryota; Metazoa; Arthropoda; Insecta; Lepidoptera; Noctuidae
Product: fatty acyl-CoA reductase wat-like
Exons: 11
Coding region: 241-1812 (523 amino acids)
Biological process (GO): long-chain fatty-acyl-CoA metabolic process
Cellular component (GO): peroxisome
Molecular function (GO): alcohol-forming very long-chain fatty acyl-CoA reductase (NADP+) activity
Source: RefSeq, a predicted model, not a curated record